AUGCAUUACUUGAGCACCCUCGGGGUGUUUGCCUUCCUUCCCUUUGCGUUAUCUGCAUCUAGCACUCCACCUGAGCAGAUAACGGAGAUUUGCAAGCAAAGAGGCCAGGUCCCUCAGCGAACAGAGAGUGGCUGGAAUUGCGCUCAGACGUCUCCCAUAUGCGACUCCGACCAGGAUCAAAGUACCUUGCACGAGGAUUCCAAGACCGGAAACUGGAUCUGUUGCCCGAAGGGACAAGAACUGGUCGAUGGCUCUUGCACAGGUGGAAAGGACCCAGUUGUUCCUACUCCCAAGCCAGUACCAGGAUCCUGCGGCAUCCACCUGAAGGACGCAAAACUUGAAAGCCUUCUUCGGGCCCUUCUGGUUCAAUGCUUCCCCCACGAACACGCAUCGUUGGAUGUCUUUAUCCAGUACUAUAUCACCGUCCUCCACGAGGGUAUCAACCUGAUCGAAGUCAUCUACAAGAACGGUUGCGAUGCACCCGACCCUAGCCCUGGGCCUACCCCCAGCCCCGCUCCGGUUCACCCGUGGUGGCAAUGCCCGGCAGACAACUCGACCCCAUGCAAAUGGCUUCCUUUGGAAAACAACAAAGCCCGAAAGAGCCUAGCGGCAACCUCCGACCACAAGGUCCUGCCGAAUCCCAACUUGCCUGUUGCAAACUACAAGUAUCCCUUCGAUACGCUAGUGACCAAGUUCCCGGAUGAUGACCUGGAUAUCUAUGUCAAAGACCAGAAGCUCCAGGCACAAGGCUAUGGAACGAGCUAUCUCAUUCCCGCCGGCACAUCGGGCGAUGAUGUAUACUAUAAAUCCCCCAAGGGAGCCCAAGUCCAGUUCUAUGGAGCUUGUUCAAAGGAUACACCAUGCAUUGGCAACGAAGUGGUGGCCUGGCAAGGCAAGUUGCUCACAACCGCUGCUCCUGAUAUGGAGAUCGAUUUCAGUGGUUACGACUACGAUGUUGUUUUCACUUUGACGGAUACCAGCGUGACCACCGAACAAUACGUGGUGCGCGCAGAUGGCAAGGAGAUUGGCAGAACACACGGUCGGUUGACUCUUGGGGAUGAUAAAUACAAUACGAAGCACAUCGCCAAGACUACCAAUGUUGGUGUUGACGCUCUGGGGGCCCUGAAGAGUAUCGCGAAUGAUGGGUUCUGGGGUUCAUUCCGCAUUCCUAAAGAUACCAAGACAGUGACUGUUCAUCUCGACCAUUAUUCUCCAGUAUAUCCAAACUUUAUCUUCGAGUAUCGGAUUGAUAAGCUCUGUCAAUGCUAA
Molecule: messenger RNA, 1269 nt
Organism: Penicillium mononematosum
Lineage: Eukaryota; Fungi; Ascomycota; Eurotiomycetes; Eurotiales; Aspergillaceae
Exons: 5
Coding region: 1-1269 (422 amino acids)
Source: RefSeq, a predicted model, not a curated record